GCAGGGACCGGAAGUUCUGUACAGAACACUGCUUACGGAUCACUCCGCCAGAGAAAGAGCUAGCUGUUCCUUCACGGGUUCAAUUGUCUUCAGAAACUCUUUAAAUACACACUUUACGGCUUCGAUCCGCCGCGGUAUUUCCCUCCAUAACGUCCACGUCCUAACAUCGUAUGUCCGCUAUCCAGAAUCUCACAUCCUUUGAUCCCUUUGCUGAUGCAACCAAGGGGGACGAUCUAGUCCCUUCAGGGACCGAGGACAAGAUCCACAUCCGGAUCCAACAGCGCAACGGACGCAAGACCCUGACCACGGUGCAAGGGAUCGGGAUCGACUACGACAAGAAGAAGCUGGUGAAGGCCUUCAAGAAGAAGUUCGCCUGUAAUGGGACGGUGAUUGAGCACCCAGAGUACGGCGAGGUCAUCCAGCUGCAGGGAGACCAGAGGAAGAACAUCUGCACCUUCCUGAUGGAGAUCGGAAUCGUGCGCGAGGACCAGCUGAAGGUACACGGCUUCUGAGGAGAUGCUGGCUCGGCCGCAGCCAAGGAGCGGCGUCUCCUACCCCCCUUUGUACCCCCCAUGAUCCCCCCAACCUCCAUUAGCCACAUGUCUCGUGUAACAUUCUAAGAAGCAAUAAAGUUUUUAACAUGCACAACGUCUCCAGACCUUUGUCACUCGCU
Gadus chalcogrammus (walleye pollock) is the source of this 673-nucleotide messenger RNA. It is a transcript of the gene eif1b, whose product is annotated as eukaryotic translation initiation factor 1B. Gene Ontology annotation, biological process: translational initiation. NCBI's taxonomy places the organism in Eukaryota, Metazoa, Chordata, Actinopteri, Gadiformes, Gadidae. The transcript has 4 exons. Gene Ontology annotation, molecular function: RNA binding; translation initiation factor activity; ribosomal small subunit binding. The record is from RefSeq and is a predicted model, not a curated record. The coding region runs from base 171 to 512 and encodes 113 amino acids. Gene Ontology annotation, cellular component: eukaryotic 43S preinitiation complex.